CAGAGGCGUCUAAAUCAAGGACCUCCAUACAGGCAGCUGAUGAUACUGCCAGCUGAUACACUAUUCAUAAAAAAAAAAAAAUAGAUAAAGCAGCAUUUUGUCGCUGCAAACCUGUUCGGAUGGAACAGAGGAUGGUUGCAUUUAUUAUAGUCAGUAUAAUUUGACGAAUGUCGGUGUAAUUUAAGGAGGAAAUGCGUGAGUUUAUGGAGUCAAAGCUUUAAAUGAGGAUCAUGGCGUUUCCGGAGGGAGAAUCACUCGAAUCCUGGCUCAACAAAGCCACACACCCGACCAACAGACAGGAGGACUGGGAAUACAUAAUCGGGUUUUGUGACCAGAUCAAUAAGGAGUUGGAAGGUCCUCAGAUAGCUGUGAGACUCCUGGUUCACAAAAUCCAUUCUCAAGAAUGGGAAGCUCUUCAAGCUCUGACGGUAUUAGAGGCAUGUAUGAAGAACUGUGGGCGGAGAUUUCACAAUGAAAUAGCCAGAUAUCGCUUUUUAAAUGAGCUGAUUAAAGUGGUUUCACCCAAGUAUAUGGGGGACAGUGUUUCUGAAAAAGUGAAGAAUAAGAUCAUUGAGAUGUUGUACAGCUGGACGGUGGCGUUUCCCAAUGAGGCCAAGAUAGCAGACGCGUACCAGACGCUCAAGAGACAAGGACUCGUUAUGUCAGACCCAGAAUUGACGGUGGACAAAACCCUGAUCCCGUCCCCUCCGGCACGGCCCAAAAACCCAGUGUUUGACAAUGAGGACAUGGGGAAGUUGUUGGCUGAACUUCUGAGAAGCAAAAACCCAGAAGAUCUUCAGGAGGCGAACAGACUCAUCAAAAACAUGGUGAAGGAGGACGAGGCCCGAGUGCAGAAAAUGACUAAACGCAGCAAUACUCUGGAGGAAGUGAACAACAACGUCAAGCUCCUGAGUGAAAUGCUGAGUCAAUACGACAGGACCCGAUCAUCAGACGCUGACCGUGAGCUCAUCAAGGAGCUGUAUGAGCGCUGUGAUAAACUCCGACGCACCGCGUUCAAACUGGCCACUGAAGCAGAGGACAACGACUCCAGUUUGGGUGACAUUCUCAAGGCAAACGAUGAUUUGUCCAGAGUAAUCAGCUCUUAUAAACGAAUCGUAGAAGGACAGGCAGACGACGGGGACGGUGAAGAUCUCAGACCAGCUGCUAGUGAAGGACGUGAGACCACGGGCACUUUGAUUGAUCUGGCUGGACUGGAUGAACCUUCCUCUCCCCCGACCGUCCCCCCUCCUUCUCUUCCUCCUCAGGUCCUGUCAGCCAAUCCCACGGCCUCGUCCAUCCCCGUGCUGCCGCCUCCUCCUCGCCGAUUGGCCGGCGGUCACAGCAGUCAGACGAGCAGCCCCAGUCACAAACCACCUGAGCAGCAGAACUCUCUCUCCCUGCUGGACGAUGAACUCUUGUCUCUCGGACUGAAUGAUCCUCCCACUGUGCCAAACAGACCAAAGUUGGAUGAGUUGUCUGGUCAGUGGACGUCUCUACAGGCUCCUGAUGCGGGCCUGGACCUGUUUGGGAGCUUCUCGGCACCGAGCGCUGUCUUUCCAACAACACACACACCUGCACAAGCCUCACACACACUGGCCGUCAGUCAGGGGCUGCAGGACCUCUCUAUGCUGGACUUUGGAGGUGGAAAGAGUGUCUCUGGUCUGAGUGGCAUUGCUGGAGGUACUUUUGGUCUUUCUGGAGGUGUGAUGGGCUCCGCAGCUGCCCCUCUUCAGUCCACUAACCCGUUUGUGAGCGCGGCGGCACCCAGCUCGCCCGCUGUGGCCCGGGCUCAGGUGGUGACGGGCGGCUCGGCUCCAGGCAGCCCUUUCUUUCAGCCCUUCUCUUCUCCAUCUCACUCGCUUCAGAGCAGCCCAGCGCGGAGCUCAGACCCCAGCCUCUCCAACCUAAACGUCCCGCUCGAGUCCAUCAGACCCAGUAAAGUCUUACCUGUGACCAUGUACGAUAAGGACGGAGUCCGUGUUCUUCUGCACUUUGCGAUGGACUGUCCACCGGGUCGACCGGACGUCCUGGUCAUGGUGGUGUCGUUGCUCAACACGGCGCCGUUACCUGUGCGAAGCAUAGUGCUGCAAGCAGCUGUGCCCAAGUCUAUGCGAGUGAAGCUUCAGCCUCCAUCAGGUGCAGAGAUCCCGCCCUUUAACCCCAUCCUGCCCCCCGCAUCCAUCACUCAGGUCAUGCUGCUCGCCAACCCACUCAAGGAGCGUGUGCGUUUGCGCUAUAAGCUGACGUAUCUUCUGGGAGAGCAUCAGUAUUCGGAGGUGGGAGAGCUGGAUCAGUUUCCUCCAGCGGACAGAUGGGGGUCCCUGUAGAUUUACCUCGCCGUUUGCCUGCUUCAACUCUUAAAUGUUCAUUCCCAAGUAUCAGCAUUCAUUUGUUUUCAGUCAGUGUUUUACUGUAGGCUUGUGAAGCAGUAUUCGAUGCUUGAUGUUUGCUGGAUAUUAAUACAGUAACAAAACAUCAGUGACACACAUGAUGGUCUGAAGCGGACACACACGGUUCAGAGAUGCUCUUAAAACGGUUUACCAUGGUAAUCAUAGUUUCUGUCAAAAUACCAUAGUAAAACAAUAACUAACUGGCAGUUUCAACAAACACUACAACGAUUUGUUUAAAAAAGUAAAUUUUAAAAAAUCCUUUAAUUUGAGAAAUAAGCUAGAUAUCUUGAAUGAUUUAUGAAUUAAUUUAGACUUAAUUUACCACCUCU
Molecule: messenger RNA, 2719 nt
Organism: Carassius auratus (goldfish)
Lineage: Eukaryota; Metazoa; Chordata; Actinopteri; Cypriniformes; Cyprinidae
Product: ADP-ribosylation factor-binding protein GGA3-like
Exons: 17
Coding region: 222-2327 (701 amino acids)
Biological process (GO): protein localization to cell surface; intracellular protein transport; Golgi to plasma membrane transport
Cellular component (GO): trans-Golgi network
Molecular function (GO): ubiquitin binding; small GTPase binding; phosphatidylinositol binding
Source: RefSeq, a predicted model, not a curated record